This is a messenger RNA of Periophthalmus magnuspinnatus, 454 nucleotides long. It is a transcript of the gene cart2, whose product is annotated as cocaine- and amphetamine-regulated transcript 2. Gene Ontology annotation, molecular function: neuropeptide hormone activity. The record is from RefSeq and is a predicted model, not a curated record. Gene Ontology annotation, biological process: positive regulation of MAPK cascade; negative regulation of appetite; cellular response to starvation. The coding region runs from base 108 to 416 and encodes 102 amino acids. The transcript is spliced from 3 exons. NCBI's taxonomy places the organism in Eukaryota, Metazoa, Chordata, Actinopteri, Gobiiformes, Gobiidae.
CACGAGACUGAGCUGCAGCGGCGCGCGUUCCUCUGUCUCUCACCUGUCCAGUGGCACCUGUCCCGUGACACCUGCGCUGUUUACACCUGUCCAGUGACACCUGUCAGAUGUUGGCGCGAGUCGUGCUGUGCGCGGGGCUGCUGUGCGCGCUGUGGCGCACGGGACGCACAGAGACCGAGAGGGACGAGAGAGACGCACUGGACCUGCGCUACAACAACAGACUGUUGGGAGACCUGCAGGAGGUGCUGGAGAAGCUGCAGACGAAGAGGAUCAACCCCUGGGAGAAGAAGUACGGGCAGGUCCCCUCUUGUGACUUGGGGGAGCACUGCGCGGUGCGUAAAGGCGCUCGGAUCGGCCGCAUGUGUGACUGUCCGCAGGGAGCCUUCUGCAACUUCUUCCUCCUCAAGUGUCUAUGAUCUAGAGCCCCCCAGAGUCUAUUUUCAAACCUGUAUCA